This is a messenger RNA of Poecile atricapillus (Black-capped chickadee), 992 nucleotides long. It is a transcript of the gene SMAGP, whose product is annotated as small cell adhesion glycoprotein. The transcript has 5 exons. The record is from RefSeq and is a predicted model, not a curated record. Bases 200 to 469 code for a protein of 89 amino acids. NCBI's taxonomy places the organism in Eukaryota, Metazoa, Chordata, Aves, Passeriformes, Paridae.
ACAUGGUGCCGGCAGCCCCAAACAAAUGAGAUCUGAUUCUCUCCCGGCCGCGCUGAGUCACGGAAUCCCCGAGCGCCGGAGCCACCGGCCCCGAGCCCCGGAGCCACGGCCGGGACACUCGGGAGGGUCCCGGGGGUCCCCACCGGGCACAGCCAAGCUCUGAAGGACCCCAAACCUUCACCUGGAAGGAGCCGAUGCGAUGGAGGGGGAUCAGCCCCACCUGAGCUCAGACCUGACCACCCCCUACCUGAGGAAGGCUCCCACCCCCCCUGGCCAUGAGGGCGCCGACACCGCCGUCAUCGCAGUGGUGAUCACCCUGGUGUUCCUCACCUUGCUGACGGUGCUGGUGGUGAUCGGGAUUUACCUGUACCGGAACCAGGGCUCCUACCGCACCUACGAGCAGCCGGAGCCGGACGCGGCCCCGAGGGAGGAGGCUCCGGCCAAGGAGAAGGAGGAAUAUUUCAUCUAAGGACGCACCUGGGAUCCGCAUAUGUCCCGAAAUUCCCUGGAGCUGGGGGUCUACAUAAAUUUUUUCAGGAGUUAGGAUGCUACCGGAAUUCCCUGGCAUCGGGGAUCUGCCCGAGUUUUCUGGAGUUGGGGAUCCACCUAAAUAUCCCGGAUUUGGGGAAUUUCUUGGAGCUGGGAGAUCUUAAGUUGGGAAUCUGCCUGAAUUCCCUGGAGUUGGGGCUCUACCCGAAUUUCCUGGCACUGGGGUUCUGCCUAAAUUCCCUGGAUUUGAGGAUCCAUCUAAAUUUGAAACCUGCCUAAAGUCCCUGAGAUUGAGGUUCUGCCUAAAUAUCCUGGAGCUGGGAUCUGCCUGAUUCUCCUGGAGUUUGUGAUCUACCUAAAUUCCCUGGACCUGGGGUUCUGCCUAAAGUUGAGGAUCUACCGGCUGAUUUUGCUUGGUUUGUUGCUUUUUUUUUUUUCCUUAAUUUAUGAAGCUAACCAUGGAAGGAAUAUGUGGGUGCCUGAGGGCAGGAAAAACCCCAAAU